AGCGCGCACAUGGGGACGCACCGCAUCGUGCUCUCGGGCCCCGGGCCCUGGGGCUUCCGGCUGGUGGGCGGCCGCGACUUCGAGCAGCCCCUCGCCAUCUCCCGGGUGACUCCAGGCAGCAAAGCUGCAAUAGCCAACUUGUGUAUAGGAGACCAGAUCAUAGCCAUUGAUGGAGUGAGCACAGACAACAUGACACACCUUGAGGCACAGAACAAAAUCAAGAGUUGCGCAGAUGAGCUGACUCUGACAGUCAGCAGAACGGAGGCAAAAGUCUGGUCACCACUUGUAAGCGAGGAGGGAAAGACACAUCCUUAUAAGAUGAAUCUGGCCUCUGAGCCACAGCAGAGACCGAAGCAGUUUCCGUGUGCGUUCAGCAUGACAUACCAGCCCGCUGGUCUGAACAGCCGCCCAUCGCCAGUGGGUGCGAUGCAGGCUCCCGUGGCCUCUGUGUAUGACCCUCUGCAGAGCUCCGAGCUGCGGCGUGGGCACAGCACCUCCUCCAGCCCCAGCCAGGUCCGAGUGGGGCCCGAGCAGCUGAAGCAUGCAGCCCAGGUCUGCCCCAACAGCCCUGUGGAAGUGGAGGUGCCGGGACUCAAAGUGCUGCACGUGCAGUUCAAUUCUCCCCUGCAGCUCUAUUCGCAGAGCAACAUCAUGGACACCCUGCAGGGGCAGAUCUCUUCUGUUAGCCCUGAUUUCCCCAGUUUAGAUCAGCAUAACCAGACCCCAGGCAACAUUGCCAUAGACAAACAAUCUGAGGUUUACAAGAUGCUGCAGGAGAAUCAAGAGUCAAAUGAGCCACCCAGACAAUCUGCUUCAUUUCUUGUGUUGCAAGAGAUCUUGGAGUCAGAGGAGAAAGGAGACCCUACCAAACCAUCUGGAUUUAGGAGCGUCAAAGCCCCCACCACAAAGGUGGCCUCGUCGAUUGGGAAUGCCCAGAAGCUGCCCAUGUGCGAGAAGUGUGGAACUGGCAUUGUAGGGAUGUUUGUGAAGAUCCGGGACAAGCAGCGUCACCCCGAGUGCUACGUGUGCAGCGACUGUGGCACCAAUCUCAAGCAGAAGGGACACUUCUUUGUGGAGGAUAAAAUCUACUGCGAGAAGCACGCGCGGGAACGGGUGAUUCCCCCGGAGGGCUACGAGGUGGUCACCGUUUUCCCCAAGUAAACAGCUGCUCACAAAGCCAGUGUGGAUGAUUUAUCCUCUGCUGACUUUCCUUGGAGAGCAUUAUCCCUACCCCCUGCAGAAUCUCGUUUGCAAUAAGGAAUGCUAGGCAUGGCUUUGAAUUUCCUUGUCAUUAUUAAUCCUCCAUUUGUUCACAUGAGAUGUCACUAAUUGUUCAACAUUCUUUUCAUCCUCUCUUUCACUCUUUUUUCCUUUAAUACACAGGAAUUUUUUUUCCUUCAUUGCACUGUCAAUCACACAGGAAAAUCAGAGGCCAAAGUCAGAUUACAACUUUUCUGUGUUCUAGUUAUUUGCCGUCUGUUUGCCUUCAAUAAAAGGGGUGCAUCCACAAAGCAGAAGUGUCUGCUUUCUGCUGUUGUCCUUGUUUGCUGGAUUGUGGUUCCCUGAGCAGCAGAAGAGAUGACCAGUGCAUGGCUGUGUUUAUCCUGGAGAACAGUGUGAGGGAUUUACCAAGUUGAGUCAUACUGGUUUUGGUGCCAGCUGAGCUGUGAGCAGCUGUCUGCUGGCACCCAGCAAGGGGCAGGUGGGCAUAGCCAAGCCUCAGAGCAGACUGGUGGCCUGUACCCACUGCAAGGAGCCAAGAGCUGCUUCCUCUGUGGCCAGCACUGCUUCAUGGUGAUGGGGCUGGGCACAUCAGUGUUUCCUGCUACUGCAUCACCACAGAUGCCCCUUUGUUCCCCACAGUCCCAAACUGAGCUUUGUGAGAAAAAUGAUCACAUGAUGCUUGCUGGAAACCAAGGAAUCUGAGAGGGAAGAGGGGGUUUGAGUGGCCACAGUCCCGCUUCUGGCUCCCUCUGGGGGGAAGUACGUGUGGCUGCCCAAGGCAUCACCUCGCUCCUGGUGCUGCUGCAGGGCAGAGCUGCUGGAGGGUGCCUUGGGGGGUGAUGUGGGGAGGGGGCACAUGCCCAUCGUGCCCUGGGCAAAAGGCUGAUGGUGCCUGAGGAGCAGAACCUCGACCUGUGUAGAGUACAGAGGAGCCCUGCAGUGGUUAUUUCUCUCACCUCUAAAUGAGAUGUUGGCUGUUCUUAAUCAUGUAAAAAUAAAUGGUUUCUAAGA
Messenger RNA from Sturnus vulgaris (Common starling), 2235 nucleotides. The record is from RefSeq and is a predicted model, not a curated record. NCBI's taxonomy places the organism in Eukaryota, Metazoa, Chordata, Aves, Passeriformes, Sturnidae.